Molecule: messenger RNA, 237 nt
Organism: Puccinia triticina
Lineage: Eukaryota; Fungi; Basidiomycota; Pucciniomycetes; Pucciniales; Pucciniaceae
Exons: 4
Coding region: 1-237 (78 amino acids)
Source: RefSeq, a predicted model, not a curated record
AUGUGGUGUGAGCCUAUCUUAGGCAGGGACCACAAUCUUUAUACUUCUAAAAUCCUUGACAAGGACGUUUGGGGUGGCGCAAUCGAAAUUUUCUCCAUUGUUGUUCAAACCGGAAGGUUGAUAGGUUUGGGCAAAGCCAUAACUAUUCAAAAAAAAUCUUUCUGGUCUACUCAGGUAUACAUUACAAUGCAAUCACUUUAUCGCCGAUUCCACGGGAAGAACUAUCAAACCAAUUGA